This is a messenger RNA of Arabidopsis thaliana (thale cress), 459 nucleotides long. Its product is annotated as B3 DNA-binding domain protein. Bases 1 to 459 code for a protein of 152 amino acids. The record is from RefSeq and is marked reviewed. Gene Ontology annotation, cellular component: nucleus. NCBI's taxonomy places the organism in Eukaryota, Viridiplantae, Streptophyta, Magnoliopsida, Brassicales, Brassicaceae. The transcript has a single exon. Gene Ontology annotation, molecular function: DNA binding.
AUGGCACAAAAUAAGAAUCUCAAUCUGGAAUUGAGUCUAAGCCAAUAUGUAGAAGAUGAUCCUUGGGUUUUAAAGAAGAAGCUAAGUGACUCUGAUCUUUACUAUAGCGCUCAACUCUAUUUACCGAAACAAGAGAUGGAACACUUUGUACUUCCGGAGAUGGAUCAUGACCUUGUCCGAAAAUUGGGAGCUGGCGUUGAGGUCAAAGUCAGAGAUGUUGACAGUGUUGACGAUUUUUACACAGUAAGACUUAAAGUACGCAACGGCCAGUAUUAUCUCGGAAAAGGAUGGGGCCUCAUCAAAAAUGCCAAGGUUUUAAACACAGGAGAUCAUAUUGGACUCUUUUGGGAUAAGUUGACAAGAGAAGUCAAGUUCAAGCAUUUCAAAUCUCAAUCAAUAACAAUGCAUCGCGAAGCGGGUACUACUUCGACACAGAAAAACGUAUUACAGAAGAAAUGA